This is a messenger RNA of Malania oleifera, 1998 nucleotides long. RefSeq lists its product as uncharacterized. The transcript has 4 exons. Lineage: Eukaryota; Viridiplantae; Streptophyta; Magnoliopsida; Santalales; Ximeniaceae. The record is from RefSeq and is a predicted model, not a curated record. Bases 236 to 748 code for a protein of 170 amino acids.
UGUUGUGUAUAUAUAUAUAUAUAUAUAUAUCGAUGGGUAGGGAGUCAGUCCGUCCCCAAUGAGCACAUCCAAUUCUCAGCUGGGUUUCUAAUUUCUUCCUCUGUUUUCCUCUGCUCUGCAAACCUUUUCUGUUUCUUAAUUUCGAAGUGGUAGGGGUUUUUCUUCGCUGGGUUUUGGAUUUUGGGUGGUUGCUUUUUGAGCGUGUUGUGUUUGUUGAAUUGACGACGAGAGGGCUAUGGACGGGAAGAAGGAAGUGGGUUCGUCGUCUUCGUUCCCCCCUGAACUUUUCGGCCCCAACCCUAAGGAAUCGCCGCCGCCUUCAUCUUCGUCUGGGCUUUUCACUUCAAUCUUUCCGCCUCCAUCUGAGAUGGUAGGGAGGAAGUCGUCAAGCUCUGAGGUUACGGGAUCAUGGCAAAAGCAGACCUGGGAUUAUGAGAUGGAGCAUGGCAAACAAGCAACUCCAGGGAAUGGCUUACCUGACAAGGGCCAGCAUUCUAUCUUCCAGGAACAUAGAGUAGAGCCAUGCCAUCUCAGUUCCUCUUUGUACUAUGGUGGACAAGACAUCUACUCCCAUUCUCCAAGUACCCAUGACUCUGGUUCGCAAUCUAUAUACAAGAAAGACGAGGGAGAAGAUGACCCGAAUGGAAACAACUCUAACUAUGCUUGUAGAGGAAACUGGUGGCAAGGUAGCUAUAAUUUUUUUUCCCUUAAUGUGCGUACGAGAGUAUUGAUAUAUCAAGGUUUUUGAUGUAAAUUACUGCAUCUCAUUUUUUUUUUUUUGCUUCCGUUCUUGCAGGGUCGCUUUACUACUGAGACCUUGGUGUGUUGCUUGCAAGACCAUGUGACUAGGUUAUAAGGUAUGACGGCAACACGAUCAAUUAAACAAAUGGUUGUUGGCUUUUGUUUCCUAUAUCAGUAUGUUCAGUUUAGAACUGCUGACUAAAUUCAUUUUAGUGUUUUUAAAUCGUGGGGUACAUUGUAAAUGUACUUUAGAGAUGUUUUCUUUAAAAUUUGCUUCCUUCUCAUGCACAUUCGACAUUCUCCUUUUCUUGGGGUGCAUUUGUUUUGCUGGAAUGGGUUUCGUGGAUAAAACCAAAUAGAGAAUUGGAUUAGGCCGACUAUGAUAGUUAUUGCCAAGCAUUAUAAUCGAAUAGAAGUUCUAUUGAUCUUACAAACAACCAUUAAUUUGCUUGAGCAGUAAAUAGUAAGAAAUCUUUCCUCUUUCCAUCCCCUCCUUUUCUUUCAUCCUCCCAAAAAUUAAUUCAGCUAAAUUUUAGCAUUGAAAAUAUUAAAGCAUGUUUCCUUUGAUAAAAAAAUAAAAUAAUUUGCCUUUAAUGUGAAUAAAGUUUCACAUCCCGACAAAUAAAAUCUAAGGUAGCUUUCUUCUCCUUUCAUUUUCUUCUGUAGAUUUUUUGCUUUGAGGGGUAGUGAUAGGGAUGUGAAGCAUUUAAUUUUUGGUGAAAAUCUUAUGAAUAAAUCAUUAAAAACAUUUUUAAUUACGCAAGAAACACAUAAAAUUAAAGCAAAAACAUAUUUUAAGCAUGGCUUCAUUCUUGGUAUAGUGCAUUUACAUUUAAAUUUAUUUAGUUAAAUUUUCGGAUGGCUUUCCUCAAUUCAGAUGUGGCAGGAUUUCCUUCUUGAAGCCAUGGUAGCAGUCUGAAUAGCUUUGUCCAAUAUGGAAGACGACGCAAUAAUUAUCUAGAUAAUGUGCACAUAAGUCAUAGAGGAUAUAUAUAACGACUCCCGUCACAUUUAACUAGUAGAAAUCCUCUACAUGGUGUAAUUUUUCUUUUUCUAAGGAAAAAACAGGUUAAGAGACUGCAGCACAUGUUACUGUUCUCUGCUGGGCUAAAGUUUUUUAAUAUGUAAUCGAGUAAUAUUUCCUUGGUUAGAACAAUGUGCAUAUGUAAUCUUGAAUAAUGUUUCCAUGGCUAGAAAGCUUUGUACAUAACUGGCUGAAAAUAAGUAAUGUUAUGUGGCUUAUGGGCUACUUGUUCU